AUGACCUCCUCCAUAUCACUUCUUCGAACGGCUAUCAUUAGCAAGAAAGCCAUCAAGCUCAUUCCUGAAGGGGCAACAAUUUCAGAUGCAAAGGAGCUUGCGAUCGAAGGGCAGCCACCGUUAUCAUUGGACGAGCAAACGGGUUUUGUGAAUCAAGAAGAUAAUGUUAAUGAAGCUUUAAGAGCCGUCUACCAGUGCUGGAUACAUCAUGAAGCAAGUACCACCGAUUAUUUGGCGGAUUGCGAGAAGAACUCUAUCGCAGUCAUCAACUUUUUGGAGAGAACAGAGCUCAAUUCGUAUUUGAGUGGGUCUUCUGACACAUGCAAGUAUCUAGCUACAUCCGAUGGGAAUAAGAAGUUAGAGGCUGCAGAAACAACAACUUCGACGGAAAAUCGUACAAAUGGAAAAAAAUCUACAUCUAAGCGUGGUGAGACAUCCGAGUCCAGUCUGGGAGAAAUGCACAAACGUCAAAAGAUCAUAGACUCUGAUCCAUUUUUGAAAAGUGUGCUUGAAAAUGAGCGUGAAAUUGUGGAUCACAACAGUGCGCUCAGAGGUUCGAAGCCCGUGAAGUUUGCAAACCUUGCCAAAGAGUGCGAGUAUAAGAUUGUGAGGCCUUUGAAGAGAGAAACGGGAAGUUCAAGAGAUUCCGGCUCAAAAGCGCAUCGUCAUCACCAUCAGGAACAUGUGGAUCCACACUCUUUGUCGGUUGUACUCAAGCACAAGGACCCUAUCAUUAUUCUCUCUCCUUCAGCCUCUGCACUUAUCAACCUAGGGAAUGUGAAGGACUUUUUGGAAAACGGGAAAUUUGUCGAUACAUCAAUUGAAGCCACGCAAGGCUCGGCCGGAAGUCAAAAUGUAGUUGAAAUUGUUCGUAACUCGAAGAAAUUCAACAGGAAGAUCAAGUUUCUUGUUGUGAGUGACGUGGAUCGUUUUUUCACUAAACCCGAGCACUGGGACCGUGUGGUUGCAGUUUUUACCACCGGGCAGGAAUGGCAAUUCAAGAAUUAUCGGUACUCUCGGCCGAACAUUCUCUUUCAGAAGGUGAAGGGCUUCUAUGUGCAUUACAAUGAGGAUCUGAUCCCACCAUCGAUCAAGGGAUGGAACUUAGAGGUUAUUCCUAUUGAGAGAAGUCGUAGAUUCAGGGACAAGCAGACAAGUGAGCAUCUUUGGGAGAUUCUUGAGAAGUUCAUGGCCACCAAAGGUUACAAAUAG
Molecule: messenger RNA, 1212 nt
Organism: Brettanomyces bruxellensis
Lineage: Eukaryota; Fungi; Ascomycota; Pichiomycetes; Pichiales; Pichiaceae
Exons: 1
Coding region: 1-1212 (403 amino acids)
Biological process (GO): transcription elongation by RNA polymerase II; positive regulation of transcription elongation by RNA polymerase II
Cellular component (GO): Cdc73/Paf1 complex
Molecular function (GO): RNA polymerase II complex binding
Source: RefSeq, a predicted model, not a curated record